AUGGCUAGAGGUAGAGGAAGCACAGGGCGUGUAGGCAAGUUUGUAGUUAGGAGUAAUCCUAUUGUUACUGCAAACAUACCUACUAUUCCUACUCCUACUACUGUUAGUCCUCAAGCGGGUGGCAUAGGUGGUCAAGAUGAUACAAAUCAACUUCAACCAUUGAUUCCUCACAAUAUGACUCAAUGUAGAGGUAGGGGUCGAGGAAGCACAGGGUGUGUAGGCAAGUCUGCAAUUAGGAGCAUUCCUACAAUUACUGUAAACAUGCCAACUAUUCUUGCUGCUGUUAGUCCUCAAACGGAUGGCAUAGGUGGUAAAAAUGAAACAAAUCAAGUUCAAUCAUUGAUUCCUUAUAGUACACCAGUGGUUCAAACUUCUGAUCAUGGUAGUAACCCUACAACACCUGAAUUAUCUCCCACUGCUCUAAAUCAGAGCAACCCAAUAGCUGAAGGUACGUUAACUCAAACCAACCAAGUAGGUGAGGGUGUAUCUGCUCGUAACACAACUGGAGAAGCUGCUAAAAUGGGUCAAGAUCCAACACCAAGUAAGUUAAACUUGCAUGUGCAUACACAUGAUCAUGAUGAAAAAUAUUCCGUUGAUGAACGUUCUCGAAUUGUCCAUGCUUCAUCAUCAGCUUCUAAUGAAUCAGAACCAGUUGUAGAUUUGGAUGAGUUUGUGAAGCGAUUGAUUCCCGCACUUAAAAAUCAGUUUAUUCCUAUUGUCAUUAAGGAGGUACAGAAAUUGAUUUCUUCACAAUCAGUAGUGAUUCCUCGUGCUGCUACUUUUGACUAUCUUGAUCCUUUACAUUUAGAUGAUGAUUGA
Molecule: messenger RNA, 819 nt
Organism: Capsicum annuum
Lineage: Eukaryota; Viridiplantae; Streptophyta; Magnoliopsida; Solanales; Solanaceae
Exons: 4
Coding region: 1-819 (272 amino acids)
Source: RefSeq, a predicted model, not a curated record